Cricetulus griseus (Chinese hamster) is the source of this 3171-nucleotide messenger RNA. NCBI's taxonomy places the organism in Eukaryota, Metazoa, Chordata, Mammalia, Rodentia, Cricetidae. The record is from RefSeq and is a predicted model, not a curated record.
AUGGACUGGCACUCCUUCAGAAUAGCUGCGGUGCUGCUCAUUUUCCUGGUGGUGCUUGAAGUUAACAGUGAAUUUCAUAUCCAGGUAAGAGACCAUAACGCCAAAAAUGGUACCAUCAGUUGGCACACCAUCAGAAGGCAGAAACGUGAGUGGAUUAAGUUUGCUGCAGCUUGUCGGGAAGGUGAAGACAACUCAAAAAGAAACCCUAUUGCCAAAAUUCAUUCUGACUGUGCCGCAAACCAGCAAGUGACGUACCGCAUCUCUGGAGUAGGAAUUGACCAGCCACCUUAUGGAAUCUUCGUUAUUAAUCAAAAAACUGGUGAAAUUAAUAUAACAUCCAUCGUUGAUCGGGAAGUCACCCCCUUUUUUAUUAUCUACUGCCGAGCAUUGAAUGCACAAGGUCAAGAUUUGGAGAACCCACUGGAGCUUAGAGUCAGGGUUAUGGAUAUAAAUGACAACCCUCCUGUGUUUUCCAUGACUACAUUUACAGGACAAAUAGAAGAAAAUUCUAAUGCAAACACACUGGUCAUGAAACUCGAUGCUACCGAUGCAGAUGAGCCAAAUAACUUAAACUCAAAGAUAGCUUUCAAAAUCAUAAAACAGGAACCUUCAGAAUCACCAAUGUUUAUCAUCAACAGAGGCACUGGAGAAAUCCGAACAAUGAAUAAUUUUCUAGACAGAGAGCAAUAUAGCCAGUAUUCUCUUGUGGUGAGAGGUUCAGACCGUGAUGGUGGGGCAGAUGGCAUGUCUGCAGAAUGUGAAUGCAACAUCAGAAUCCUGGACGUCAAUGACAACAUCCCAUACUUGGAGCAGUCAUCUUAUGCCAUCAGUAUUGAAGAAAACGCGCUGCACUCACAGCUAGUGCAGAUGAGAGUCAUUGACUUGGAUCAUGUGCUCUCAGACAACUGGAAGGCAGUGCUUUUUUUUAUCUCUGGAAAUGAUGGAAACUGGUUUGAAAUAGAAAUGAAUGAAAGAACAAAUGUAGGAAUUCUAAAGGUUGUCAAGCCCCUAGACUAUGAAGCCAUGCAGAAUCUGCAACUUAGUAUUGGUGUGCGAAAUGUAGCUGAAUUCCACCAGUCCAUUAUUUCUCAGUAUAGAAUCACAGCAACUAUGAUCACUGUGAAUGUGUUGAAUGUAAUCGAGGGCUCAGUGUUCCGGCCAGGUUCAAAGACCUUUGUAGUGAACAGUCAAAUGGGAGCAAAUUACAAAGUGGGAGACUUUACAGCUACCGACCUGGACACUGGCCUGAUUUCAACAAAUGUUAGAUAUGUAAUGGGAAAUAACCCGGCUGACCUGCUGGAUGUUGACUCAAGAACAGGCAUAAUAACUUUAAGAAACAGAGUUACUAUGGAACAAUACCAAAUGCUUAAUAAGAGAUAUGAAGGAACAAUACUAUCCAUAGAUGAUAAUCUUCAAAGGACCUGCACUGGAACAGUCAUCAUCGAUCUUGAUGGCUCUGGCUGGGUGACAAGCACAGAUACAAACACAAGUGGUGGUGGUGGAAGUACAGGAGGUGGUGGCAGUGCAGGAAGUGGCACAAGUGAAAAUACUUCCACUGAGGAAACUCAAGUCACCACAGGAUCUUGGGAAAAUGGCAACAAUGGCUACGAUGGUAAUGAUGGCGAUGGUAGUGACCGGCAAAGAGGAGGAGACAAUGUUCACUUGGGUCCUGCAGGCAUCGGGCUGCUUGUUAUGGGGUUCUUAAUCCUAGGAUUGGUCCCAUUCUUGUUGCUCUGCUGUGACUGUGGAGGUGCCCCUGGUGGGGGAGCUGGCUUUGAGCCUGUUCCAGAAUGUUCUGAUGGAGCAAUUCACACAUGGGCAGUAGAAGGCCCACAACCCGAACCCCAUGAUGGUAUAGCCACCAUCUGUGUGCCACAAAUGCCACCUGGUAAUGCCAACAUUAUAGAAUGUAUUGACAACUCAGGAGUUUAUACAAAUGAGUAUUGUGGCAGAGAAAUGCAAGAUCUGGGAGGAGGAGAAAGAACUACAGGGUUUGAACUAAUGGAUGGAGUUAAAGCAUCAGCUGGACCUGAGAUAUGCCAAGAAUAUUCAGGAACAUUAAGAAGAAAUUCAAUGAGAGAAUGUAGAGAUGGAGGUCUCAAUAUGAAUUUCAUGGAAAAUUACUUCUGCCAGAAAGCUUAUGCUUAUGCGGAUGAAGAUGAAGGACGCCCAUCCAAUGACUGUUUGCUCAUCUAUGAUAUUGAAGGUGUAGGCUCCCCUGCAGGUUCCGUGGGCUGUUGCAGCUUCAUUGGAGAAGAUUUAGAUGAAAGCUUCCUGGAUACCUUGGGGCCCAAGUUUAAGAAGUUGGCAGACAUUAGCCUGGGAAAAGAAAUAGACUCAUAUCCAGAUCCCGAACCUUCUUGGCCUCCUCAGAUUAUAGUGACAGAAAGGGUAAUAGCCCCGGGCUCAAGUCUGCCCACCACUCUGACCAUUCCUAAUCCUAGAGAGCCUUCGAAUGUGGUUGUGACAGAAAGAGUGAUCCAACCAACUUCCAGCAUGAUGGGCAACCUGAGCAUGCCCCCUGAGUUAUCAAAUGCCCACAAUGUGAUUGUGACAGAGAGGGUGGUUUCUGGGGCUCUUGCAAGUGGAAUUAGUGGCGCCACUGGGAUAGGUGGAGUUGGAGGAGUAGGUGGCAGCAGCCUGGUUAGCACCACUAUGGAUGAUGAACAAGCCCACCGUGAUGCAGCAGAAACUCUGCUCCAUGCUGCUUCCUGUGGUGUCUACCCAUACUUUCCUAAGAUCUCCUCCCAGCAAAAGCCACAGUCUUGGUUUUGCCUCAGCAAAAAUUUCAGGAUGAGCCAGUGUGGAGCAGAGCUGGAGUUCAGUAGAAGACUUUCAACAGGUUUCACAUUGGGAGUUAAAAGGAGAAGGGGUGCUCCAAAACAAAAGGAAGAGAAGUCCAAGAGUGUGGGGAGCUCUCAAAGCAUAGUCGUGAUUCAGGAGUGUAUAGCUAUUUCUCAAGAAAGAGUAGGAGUCCAGUGCCUGGUGUUGGUGGCUUCUAAGGUCACAUCUCAAAGGGCAUCAUGGGACACUUUGGUUUUUGGGAAAAUGAGAAAACAUUUGGAAAUUUUAGGGUAUUUCCUGACCAGCAUUAGAUGUUAUUUCAGUUUGAGACCUAAAACUCUAGGUCCCAAGGGGUACCAGAGAAUUGCCUUAGUAAAAAUGGUUUAG